This is a messenger RNA of Vollenhovia emeryi, 1239 nucleotides long. RefSeq lists its product as uncharacterized. The record is from RefSeq and is a predicted model, not a curated record. Bases 1 to 1239 code for a protein of 412 amino acids. Lineage: Eukaryota; Metazoa; Arthropoda; Insecta; Hymenoptera; Formicidae. The transcript has 3 exons.
AUGGACGACGCUUUACAAUGCGGUGGCUUUACUUUACGCAAGUGGGCCGCAAACAAUAUCGCGCUAUUAUCUGAUAUUCCGACAAUCGAUCUCGCGAUCGAUUUUUCGAAAGAGGAUUCGGCAAUCCUCAAAGUACUCGGUAUCACCUGGCUUCCCAAGGAAGAUUCGUUCAGUUUUCAAGUCGGAGAAAUACCGAAAACGCGCAGUACGAAGCGCACAAUUCUAUCAUUAAUCGCAAGACUAUUUGAUCCUCUCGGGUGGGCUUCACCUGUCGUUAUACAAGCCAAAAUGCUCAUGCAAGAUUUAUGGCUUGCGAAAGUUGAUUGGGACGAUCAAGUCCCUCAAACGAUUCAAGAGAACUGGGAGCAUUAUUGUCGCGAACUUCCCAGUCUCUCAAAAUUACGCAUUCCACGCUGGAUUGUCUCGUUAAUCGCGGCCAAAUCGAAAGUCGCGCCAUUAAAAACGGUUGCUAUACCGCGGCUCGAGUUAAAUGGAAUAGUAUUACUCGUACGACUCCUCGAGUACGUCAAAGAAACUUUCGAAUACGAUUCAAUUCCAGUGCACGGCUGGACCAACUCCACCGUCGCACUCGCUUGGCUCACUCAGCAUCCGUCGCGCUGGAAGCCUUAUGUAGCAAAUCGGGUCUCAGAGAUCCAAACAAAAAUGCCGGAAAUUAAAUGGCGUCAUGUUCCUACACGCGAAAACCCUGCAGAUUGCGCAUCUCGGGGAAUCACUGCUCAAGAAUUAAUCGAUCACGCGCUUUGGUGGUCAGGCCCCGCGUGGCUUCGCCAAAAUUCGGCUUUCUGUCCAAAUUCUCGACCUUGCGCCUCGUCCGAACGCAUUGUCGAUCAAAACUCCGUGCUUAAUGAACAGUGCGCGACAGCGAUUAUCCACGUCGCUCAAGAAAAGGAAGAAUGGGACUUUUCCUCUAGAUUUUCAAAUUGGAACAAACUUCUUCGAGUUACCGGCCUCCUCUUUCGCUGGCUCCGCAAAUUCCGAACUCAAAAGUGCGACAAAGCUGCAUCCCACGAUGUCAACUUCGCUAAGAGCGUGCAAGACGCUCGCGAGGUCUGGAUUCGCAAAAUUCAAAACGAUAGUUUCGCCGCGGAAAUCCGCGCUGUACAAGCACACGCGUCGCUGCCUCGAUCGACCGCGCUAAAAUCACUCAAUCCUUUCCUCGAAAGGAAAGGGCCAGUUGCGUCUUGGUGGGUGGUUGCACCAUUCGUUCUUAUCGUAUAA